UGUCCUCUAGUCUUCUCCCUCUUCUCUCUUUUAUCUGAACAAAAAGCUCACCAUUUCACCAUCAUAACGACAUGGAUGCACUGCCCGUUUGAAACUUAACUCUCACGUUUCUUUUUCUCUAUAAAACUUCCAAAGUUUUGUCUAUUUUCUCUACUUCAAUCGCUCUCUCACAAAAGAGCACAAAAAAGCAGUUUUUUUUUUUCUUUUCUUUUAAUUUUAAGUUUUGUUAUACAUAUGGCGAAGAUAUUACCGAUUAGGUUUAGGCGGGUAGCGGCGGCGUUUGAUGAGGUGGCACGUGCAAGGCUGUGCGAGAGCAGUGGGAGCGAGCACUCGCCGGAGAGUUCAACAACUGAUUUAUCGGAUCUUGUGAAGUCUUUUCUUGAGAGAGACGGCGUAGGUGGGGGAUAUGAAGAAGAAGACGAAAGAGACCAGGCGGAAACGGGGAAUUUUUGGUGUGAUUCUGAGAAGAUAGAGACGUUGGAGGGCAUUUUUGGAGAUAAAAAUGAUUGUGAGAAACAAAGGAUCCUUGCAGAGACAGAAUUUGCAUGUAGGCUGGCUGGGGAUUGGUCUUCUGAAAGCUUUAAACGUCGGUUGAUGACUCAUUUACGUGAUAGAGGAUUCGAUGCCGGUCUCUGCAAAUCUCGGUGGGAGAAAACUGGGCGGUACCCAGCUGGGAGUUAUGAAUAUGUGGAUGUGAACAUUAAUGGUGCGAGUUCUCGCUACAUUGUGGAAGUAAAUCUAGCUGCAGAAUUUGAGAUUGCUCGUCCCACAGAUGGUUACAUGUCACUGCUAGGAGUUUUUCCUCCAAUCUUUGUUGGUAAACCAGAAGAGCUUAAGCAGAUUGUGAGGCUGAUGUCUGCGGCCGUCAAAGAGUCGAUGAAAAGUGUGGACAUGCAUGUGCCACCAUGGAGGAGAAAUGGGUACUUGCAAUCUAAGUGGUUUGGUUCUUAUAAGAGGACAACCAAAGCAGUUUCAGUCACCAAAAAAUCAAAACCUGAUGAGGCUUUUAAUGUUACAACAAAUCGAUCCAUUGGUUUUGAGGCCUUGCAAGUGAGGUCAUACUUCUGCAGAGAUCAUGAUUUUGCCAGAAGGGUUGGUUUAAAAGCCGGGCAGCUCACGGCUGCAUUCAAUGAACAAUAACAUGGGUAUGUAAAAGGAGAAGUGGAUCAAUAACCACCACUGAGUAAGCCAGCGAUCAAUUACGACUCUCUCGGUUGUU
Pistacia vera is the source of this 1219-nucleotide messenger RNA. RefSeq lists its product as uncharacterized. The transcript is spliced from 2 exons. Bases 235 to 1140 code for a protein of 301 amino acids. Lineage: Eukaryota; Viridiplantae; Streptophyta; Magnoliopsida; Sapindales; Anacardiaceae. The record is from RefSeq and is a predicted model, not a curated record.